Molecule: messenger RNA, 1519 nt
Organism: Coffea arabica (coffee)
Lineage: Eukaryota; Viridiplantae; Streptophyta; Magnoliopsida; Gentianales; Rubiaceae
Source: RefSeq, a predicted model, not a curated record
AUGAAGAGAGCCACAAUUUCAGUCUGGUUGCUAAAUGACAGUCAUUUUUGGAGGAGGAUUAUUAAUAUAGGAACCAGUUCUAAUACUGGGUUGGUGCCUGAUUUUGACGGAAAUUCAUUUCCCUGUCUACUGAAGAUGUAUGAUUCUCCUGAGUCGGAUUUGAAGCUGAAUGAUGUAUUCGAGUUUAUUGGUGUCCUUACUUUUGAUACAGAGCUUAAAACAGAUGCCGAUGAGGUUACUGAACUGAAUAACAGUUUAUAUGAAGAAGAAUUGACUCAUCUGCCCCCUAGCAAGGUGCCUCGUAUCCAUUGUCUAGUACACAGGAAACUAGCAGUUCAUGACUUUCUUUCAAGUCCCACAAUGUUGGAGCCCAAACCAUUCCUGGUGAAAGGGAUAAGAGAAACACUGUUGGGGCAUCUCACAGCUGUUCUUGGAAAUGACGGGCUAGCAGCUCAGUUCAUGUUAUUACACCUUUUAUCCAGGGUACAUGCUAGGGUGGAUACAGUUGCUGUGGGAAAGCUUUCACUAAACCUUACUUGUUUAAACAAGGAAAGCAUAUCUAUUUUUGGAAACCGUUUAAACCUCGCGAUCAGGAACCUUGUACCUUUUGCACAUUCUCUACCUCUCACCAUUGAUUACCUUAAUUCUGUUUCUCUUGCCCCAAGAAAGGAUUACCAGAUAAACAGAUUGGUUUCUGGAGCUUUACAACUAGCUGAGGGCACUCAUUUAACUAUCGACGAGACUCAGUUACAAACAGGGACCCUUAACUCGACUGGAGUUGAUAAUGCAAGAGUGCUGAAAAGCUUGACGGAGUUGCAAAAGGUGGAGUAUGAAUUUACAUACUAUAAAAUGGACAUGGCUGCAGACAUCCAAAUGUUAAUUCUUUCUGAGGGAAAAUCUAAUAUCUUACCCGCUGAUUUGGUGUUGCCUUUGCGUCCAUCCUCGGUAGACUGUUAUGGUGAUGUGGACCCAGAACUACUGAAAGCUUGGAGAUGGUACUUAGCUACUAUGAGAUCAUUGCCACAUUCCAUUGAGCAGGAGAUGCAGAAGGUGGUAGAAGAUGACUUGGUUGCUGCAAGGCAAGCUGAUAGAAGCUUAGGAAGCCAAGAACUCAGCAGAUUGCUUACUAUGGGGCGAUUGGUUUCGGUGAGCUUUGGUGACACGUGUCUGUCAUUGGAUCAUUGGCAGAUGGUGAAGGAGCUGGAGAGACUGAGGAGGGAAAGGCUCCAGGGGAGUGUGUAGGUGAAGCAAGGGAAAGAUGGGAGAAGAGAGUCAGAGAGUGUUACUACUUUUGUCAAUCUGGUAGACAAUGUGAGAGGCGUUGUGAUGAAGUAGUGUUGUAAAGAAGCUCAUCUUGUAACUGUCAGCAUCUAAAUUCAACCUUAUGGUAAUGCAAAAUGUAAAAUGACUGAUUAAAACUUGAUUUGCACUUAUUAGCACGCUGGAAGUUACAUUACAUUGUAGUAUGAUAUCUUCGGGCAAUUUAAUUUUAGUAUAUACAUGAAGCGAGAGUUCUUUA